Molecule: messenger RNA, 522 nt
Organism: Babesia bovis T2Bo
Lineage: Eukaryota; Apicomplexa; Aconoidasida; Piroplasmida; Babesiidae
Source: the annotation of a RefSeq genome assembly
AUGAACAGCUUAUUAUUAAAUAUAAACUUUUAUUUUAAUAUAAACUUAUUAAAAUUUUCAAAUUAUAAUAUUAUUAUAAAAAAUUUAUAUAAAUAUGGUAAGUCGUAUAAACAUAUGCUUACAUAUUUAAAAAAAAUUUUAAAAACAAAAAUUUUUAAUUUAAAAAAUAAAUACAAUAGAACAAAAAGCAAAAAUAAAUAUUCUAAAACAUAUUAUCCUUCAUCACACAACGUAAAAAAAGGUCUUGCAUGGGUAGGAUUACGUAAUUUGAAGUUAAAUACUUAUAGUAAACUAUGCGUAAAACUACUGCUUCCUUCUUUAUUUAAUUCUAGAAGCAAUAUAAUAAUACAUAAUUUAGAAUAUGUAAAAUUUUUAUAUUGCAUUACUAGUUUAAACAAACAUAGGUAUUAUAAAACUAUUUUACAAAAUUUAAAAUAUUAUAAUUACAUAUUAAAUUAUAACAGUAAUAAACAAACUAUAACAAAAUCAUUACAAUACAACAAUAUAAAUAUAAUUUAUUAA